Molecule: messenger RNA, 3770 nt
Organism: Athene cunicularia (burrowing owl)
Lineage: Eukaryota; Metazoa; Chordata; Aves; Strigiformes; Strigidae
Product: coiled-coil domain-containing protein 127-like
Exons: 3
Coding region: 38-907 (289 amino acids)
Source: RefSeq, a predicted model, not a curated record
UUGUCCUCCGCGGCGUUCCCCGUCUUUCUGUCGGCCAAUGGGCCGGCCCGGGAGGGGGCGGGGCCCACAGGUGACAGCCACAAGGCUCCGCCGCCGCUCCCGGGCCGGUGCCUUCAUGAAUAAUUUAAAUGACCCUCCCAACUGGAACAUCCUGCCAAACCAACGAGAGCCCGGGGAUGAAGGCAGCAGAUGGAACUACGCCUUGCUGGUCCCCAUGCUGGGCUUGGCAGCCUUCCGUUGGAUCUGGACCAGAGAAUGUCAAAAAGAAAUAGAAAGAGAAAAGAAAGAAUAUUAUAAAAAACAUUCAACAUUACAGAAAGACUUGGAAGCCAAAUACCGGGAUGUAAUCACAGAAAAUCGUCGCACAGUUGCUCAUUUGGAGUUGGAGCUGGAAAAGGAACGGAACAGAACCCUGAGUUACCGUCAGGCCCUCGUGUCCCAGAGUCGCAAACUGGUAGAAGAAAGAAGGAUCCUAGAACAGGAACAGGAGAAGUUAGAGCGAGAAAAACAAAUCCUUUUGCACUCAGGAGCAGCAGGUAACUUGUACCAGAGUUGUCUGGCAAAGGAAGAAGAGUGGCAAAAGAGAGCCAGUAUUUUACUAAAAGAAUUUGAAGCGGGACUUCAGGAAAGGCAGGACAUCUACUGCAGUCUUGUGGUACCCAGAAGCCAGAGACUAGAAAUAGAGAAGAAUCUGCUAGUUAAAGCAGCAACUGAUCCUGUUGCUAUGGCUCUACAAAUGGAAAGUGGCUUAAAAGAUAUUUUCAAACAUGAUAACUACUGUGGCAAUCUGCUGAACAGGAACAAAAGUCAAAAUGGAAGACUUAUGUGGCUGUAUCUGAGAUAUUGGGAACUAGCUAUUGAACUACAGAAGUUCAAGAGGGCAGAAAAGGCCAUGUUAGGAAAAUGAUAAGCAGGGGAAGUAAUGGGAUAUCGUGUGAUUGACUGUGCAUAGUAGGGACAAUCACAGUUGUAGUCUGAAGCUGUUAAAUGCUCCUACUGUGUUUCCACUUUUCCUUCUCAUUGCACUUGUAUUUGCAUGGGACGUGUGCAGUGUUGGUGCCUUUCCUCUCACUGUCUAACAACAGAUGCUCCAGUGAGCUAUGCAUGCUCUUAAACUCUGUGAGUGUGUUUGUAUUGCAGACUGCAGUGUAGUAUAGAGGUAUGCCAGCUUCCAUAGGUAUCAGAAGCAGCGACUUUACCUAGUUGAUGGUCAUACUCCUGUCAACAGAGAAGAGUGAUUUGUCUCCCCCAAGUGGGGUAGCACAUUGUGCUCCUUAUCCUGGAUAUUUUACAUGGUGUCUCAAUGCUAGCUUUUUUAUUUUAUUUGAUUUGAUUUUUGUUUGUCUGUUGAAGCAAGGCUGAUUUUGAGGCAGAUGUUUGGAACAGAUAAUGUUUGAGGAAACCGCUUGCCACAUCAAUCAUACGUGUAUAUACAUUUAUAUAUAUGUAUACAUGUAUAAUCCUAUGUGUAUGUACAUUUUAUAUAAAUAUAUAUACAUGUGAAUGUGUGUGUAUAAAUGUGAGUAUUCUAAGGGGGGAGUAGUAUGAUCAUGUUUCAAAUUAAUCAGCCUCACAUUGUUUUCCAGCUUAGUAUACAAAUAAUACUUUAUGAAUGAAACAUCCGAAAUAUGCUAAUUGAAAUAAUACAUAAAGAAAUAAAUUCGUGAAAGUCUCACUGGAGCUAGGGAUCCAUGCUUAAAUACUAGAGUAUAACUCAGUUAUAUUCUCAUCAGACUGGAUGGGUUAAGAAUACUUAUGGUUUUUUCUCAGUCGGGGUUUUGACCCAGGUUGUAACCCAGCAGCGUGCCUCCAUUAUAGAUGUCACUGUGCUGCUGCCUUGCAUCCUAGCACUCAGGCUGCUUCCUGGUUAGCUUGUGGGAACCUCCAUGGAUUACAGCCAUUGCACCUGCCUCUGUUCCUUGGACAGAUCCUGUUUGUUACUUGCAGAUAGGAACUUAAAUGCAACCUAUAUUGGUAGCCACUACCUCUCUCUCUGACUGUCUCAGUUCUCUCAGAAUGGAAAUAUACUUUUCCACAACUUAAUGUGGAGGUUAUGGUUCACCACUUCACAUACACCUGACCAUGAAAGCCUACAGAUAUAAAAGCUUUGCAAAAUUUUAAGAAAGGGGGCUUUUUAAUUUAGUUAGUACAGUCAAAUAAGCACAUUAGAUUUAAAAAAAAACAAAAAACAAACAAAAAAAAAAAACACCAGAAAAACAACAAACAACCAAAACCCCAGUGCAUUGCAAUGCUUGAAGUCCCUUAAAACUUUGAGUAUUAUUUGGGUCCUUAUAGCAGUAGGAACCACCUUAUUUUUCAAAUGUGCCAUGUAUUUUGGAGAAUAACUCAUUUUUUCUUCUUCCUAAUCCAGCCUUAGACCUCAAAGGGGCAGUGGUUACCCUUUUGUUUUUAACAUCUGGGUUUUGUUACUUAACUUUGAUUAAUGUUGUUAGGUUGUCAUUUCUUUAAUUAGCAGCUCUUUAUUUACUGAGGGCUAGACUUGACAAAUAGGUAUGCAAUCAGCUACUGCAUGGCUUGAAAGCAAUCCAGCUAAGUGAAUGCCCAUCCAAGUUUAACAGAGAACUCCAGCAGAUGUGAGUUUUUCUCUUGUUAUUUCCUCCUGGUUUCAUUUCUGUCUGGACACUAAAGACAGCAGAUAAAUCUUUUGAAGUACUGUGUGCAGCCUAAUCCAUUUACUCAGCAAAAAUACCUAACACAAAACAAAAUUCUUAAACAGAAUACACAUUUCCCAGCUACUCAGUUUUCCAGUUGUGAUUUUGCUUACCUUUGUGAUGUUAAUUACACUGUUGUAUUGAUUUAUUAGUCUCUUAUGUACUGAUUUUUUUUUUUUUUUUAAUAAAGUUAUAGUCGAUGACAGACCUGAAAAAAAAAAAGCCACCAUCACAAACACUGGAAAGGUCAAAGUUUGGAUGCCAAGCACAGGCAGGUUGGGAGAUGAGAAUGCAAUUGAGUUACUGCUCUUCUGUGACAGCCUGAGCCAAGCUGCUGUAGCUGGCUGCAUGUGCAUACCCUAAUUGCCCAGUAGAACAAAUUAGUUUGAAUAAUUUACCCUGCCUAUAAUUCCUCUGGGAUGUGGAAAGUGUCUGACUGCACACCUGUGGCACAGUUCAUAUGGUACAGGUGGUUAAGUAACUCAGCUGACAAAUAGCAGCCAGUGAAUCAAUGCCAUUGUAUUUGAGAUUCAUGCCUUGAAUUUGUAUGUGUUCAUUAGCUCUCAGUAUUAAAAGAUCAAACAUUUUAUGCUUUUUCAUUUUUUCUAGUUUGUCAUUGACAUCACUCAAAAUGUUUAAAGGAAAUGUACUUAAGAGGGUAAAAUUGUUUUUUCAGUAUAAAUAUGUUAAGUUGAAGCAUCAUAUGCUCAAUUGUACAGGGUUGGAUGCAAUGUAAUGUUUGAUACUCGAUUUCACUUUUUUAGAAGUGUCAAAUAUUUGUACAACUAAUGGUUGAACUAUUGUUCAUAGACACUUUGCAGAUCAGUAUAUUAAGACUGAAGAGUUAUUUGAGGAGGAUUUUUAAAAGUGUGUUACCGGUUUAGAAACAGCUGGCCUGUUAGUUUCUACCAAUACUCAUGUUUAUUGGUGCAUUAGUAUUUUUGAAACAUUCCCCCUUUGUGGGUUGUUAUGUUGAAAAUUCUGUUGUGAGUUUUAUCUUGCCCAGUAGCUAUUAUUCUGGAUUGGUUAUUUGUUCAGAAAUGCCCAUAUAUGUGUAGAAUGCAAGAAUAAUUUGUUUUCAAAACAUUUAACGAACUU